Rhineura floridana is the source of this 2126-nucleotide messenger RNA. It is a transcript of the gene SRMS, whose product is annotated as src-related kinase lacking C-terminal regulatory tyrosine and N-terminal myristylation sites. Gene Ontology annotation, molecular function: signaling receptor binding; non-membrane spanning protein tyrosine kinase activity; ATP binding. NCBI's taxonomy places the organism in Eukaryota, Metazoa, Chordata, Lepidosauria, Squamata, Rhineuridae. The record is from RefSeq and is a predicted model, not a curated record. The transcript has 8 exons. Gene Ontology annotation, biological process: cell differentiation; protein phosphorylation; cell surface receptor protein tyrosine kinase signaling pathway. Bases 296 to 1759 code for a protein of 487 amino acids. Gene Ontology annotation, cellular component: extrinsic component of cytoplasmic side of plasma membrane.
AGUUCAGCUUGCGGCAAACUCGUUACACCUGAUUGUCAAGUCUCACUUUGGGGACUUGGGAGUUCCCAGGAGCCAACAGCACAUUCAGAUAUCCCAGCAUUGAGACGGCGUCUCAUCUUGCUUUGUGUUGGUUUUGCGGAGUGGGGAGCUGACGGCAGGACUGGAUAUUAACAGCAGAUGAAGAGGACAGCAAUGAAGGCUAUGUCACUUUUCCUAGUUUCUUUGAGAGGCCCUUUGGAAUAAUAAAACUAAGCCCUUCUUGGGAAGUACUUUAAAAAGGAGGGGAUGUACCACCAUGAGGAAACAGUUGGCUUUCCUCAAUUGCUUCUGGAACAAAUUUUUGCCCAACAGUGUUCAAUUUAACCACUCUCUGAAGUUCUGGGAGCCGGCCCCAGGAACCCUACAUUCCACACUGGAUCCCAACCCGGAGGAACCCACUUCCUCCCUCUUUGGGGUGCUAUACGACUUCACAGCCAGGAGUGCAGAUGAGCUGAGCGUCAACAGAGGAGACAAGCUUUGUGUCCUCAAAGAAGAGGGAGGGUACGUCUUGGCAAGGCGGCUUUCUGGAGAUCCAGUCGUGGGCUACGUCCCUGCCAAUUAUAUCAGCAAAAUCAGCCAGGAGUCUUCUGCCCAGCAGCCUUGGUACAUAAGCGGGAUCAGCAGAAACAAGGCCAACCACCUCCUCCUCUCCCCUCCCAAUCACCAUGGCUCCUUCCUCAUCCGGGAUAGCGAGAGUAACAGAGGGGAAUACUCUCUAUCAGUUCGGAAUCAUACCAAAGUGCGACACUUCAGAAUCUACAAGGAGCCCGGAGGAAGUUUUUACUUGGAAAAGAGGCACACAUUUCCAAAUCUUGAGCAGCUCCUUACCUAUUACACUAUCAACUGGAAGGUCAUACAGAGCCCCUUGCUUCAGCCCUGCAUCCAGAAGAGGCCUCACGAGACGGACCAGUGGGAGCGUCCCCGCUCAGAGUUCCAGCUCUGGAGGAAGAUGGGCGAAGGAUGUUUUGGACAGGUGUGGGAAGGAACGUGGAAGAACACAGUGCCAGUGGCCGUCAAAAUCAUGAAGCAAGCGGACAUGAGGGAUGACUUUUCCAAAGAGAUCCAGAACUUGAAAAGCCUGAAGCACGCAAGGCUCAUCAAGCUCCUUGCCAUCUGUUCUGUGGGUGAGCCCGUCUACAUUGUCACCGAGCUGAUGAGAAAGGGCAACUUGCACAGCUACCUCAACAGUUCAGCAGGGAAAGAACUCACCACGCAUCACCUGCUCAGCAUCUCUUGCCAAGUGGCUGAUGGGAUGACAUACUUGGAAGAACAGCACAUCGUUCACAGAGACUUAGCAGCCAGGAACAUUCUGGUGGGAGACGAACUUUCUUGCAAAAUUGCUGAUUUUGGUCUUGCCAGGCUCCUCAAGGAUGACGUCUACUCCACCACUAGCAAUGUCAUGAUCCCUGUGAAAUGGACGGCUCCGGAAGCAGCCAUCUACCACACUUACUCAGCAAAAUCAGAUGUUUGGUCCUAUGGGAUUUUUCUCUAUGAGGUCUUUACAUAUGGGCAAUGCCCAUAUGAAGGGAUGACCAACCAAGAAACUAUCAAGCAGAUCAUGAGGGGCUACCGCCUUGCUCGCCCGAGCGCCUGCUCUCCUGAAGUCUACAGCAUCAUGCUGGAAUGCUGGAAGAGUCAUCCUGAAGAGAGGCCAGCUUUUCACAGCUUGCGGGAGAUGCUCUUCUCUAUUUACAAAUGGGCCCGUCACCCAUUUUCUUGAAGGGGGGGGAAACGCCAUCUGCGGCGUUUAAAGUGGACAGUAAAUCCUGCAUCCUCCUCAACAGGAUCAGCAGAACUGCUAGAGAACAGCCAGCUCAAGUCAGCCUUGGGCAUGAAGACGUUGGAAUAUAUGAAGGCCUUAUUUUCGGGAGGUAUUCCGUGAGAUACCUUGAUUCUGCCUAGGGAUGAGGGCCCUUUGGUUUUGCUGGCUGCAUCUGCCAGAAGAUAAUUCACUAUAGAUGCUGCACAGCCAUGACGUCAUUGUGAAGAGAGAAGUUUAAAUAUUUAAAUAAGCUAAGGAAUGAGAUUGCUUUACUUGCUGUGUGCAGCAGUUGACUUUCAUUAUUCAAUAAAAGUGUGCUAACAAA